CACGGAAGCCUUUAAUAAGGCUGCUAUAGUUGGUUCAAGCAGGGCCGUUGAGCGGUUCGCACGACUCGCAGGCCCUCCUUCAGCAUGUACAGCCCACGAACCGUCCCAUGCAAUGCGGCGAAGAUGAAGUGCAACAUGGGUACGGUCCCAUCGAGGACAGGGAUGCAGAAGAAACUGGAGCUUCAACAAGUGGCCAGAACCCGGAUAAUAUUAUUAGGCACGGGUUUUCGACAGCUAGCAUAAGGCUUGCCCGAUGCCGCCAUCGUGAGGAUACCACCUCGAAUGGAAUAGUGAACGACAGCCCGAAACCAAGCAGCCAAGGAAGGCCUUGCAGAUUGACCCUAGGUCCAGAUGAAGGCCAAGCGCAUGGAAGCACAGACCAGAGUAAGUACAAGCACACUAGGAGAAGUAAAGAAAAAUGCGACGGCAACUACACGUAUGUACAUGUUAAUUACCGUCGCUUGGCUCCAAACCCGAGGUGGUGGGAUGAGGAAGGAGGGCCACAGAUCGAUCCUUGCAAGGUUCAACGACAUGCCAUGCAAUGCCACCAGAAGCUAUGGGCAAGCAAGCGCCGCAGGUUGCAACCACUUGGAAUAGGUGGACGGCCUGGGCCGUACAGCACAAAAGCACCAUCUCUCUACGCUGCAAACUGCAAAUGCGAUCAUGCCAGCGAUGGGUUCUUCGGACGGACGUAGAUCGGCCCAUGCGUGGUAGAUGCACCAGGAACAGAGACGGCCAUCAGUCGUCCCAGCCGACCCCAGCCAGACCAAGCCGGCGAGUUGGCAACCACUGUCGUCCUGCAGUGGUUCGUCUCUUGUUGAUGCCGUCUCGAGUCGCACGAAGACCGAUCGAGGGCGACACACACGGACUGGACAUCCGGCACAGCGGAUGAGGAAAUCUUGACGGCGCCGGCGUCGCAACUUGCUUUGACGUGGAUGGACAGACGUCCCCGAUUCACCCGUUGCGUGCAUGGGAAAUGAUGAUCCCAGUACGGCCACAAGCCCAU
This is a messenger RNA of Pseudomassariella vexata, 1006 nucleotides long. RefSeq lists its product as uncharacterized. The coding region runs from base 108 to 695 and encodes 195 amino acids. The record is from RefSeq and is a predicted model, not a curated record. The transcript has a single exon. NCBI's taxonomy places the organism in Eukaryota, Fungi, Ascomycota, Sordariomycetes, Amphisphaeriales, Pseudomassariaceae.